Lutra lutra (Eurasian river otter) is the source of this 5057-nucleotide messenger RNA. RefSeq names its product fibrosin like 1 (gene FBRSL1). NCBI's taxonomy places the organism in Eukaryota, Metazoa, Chordata, Mammalia, Carnivora, Mustelidae. The record is from RefSeq and is a predicted model, not a curated record. The transcript has 20 exons. The coding region runs from base 397 to 3759 and encodes 1120 amino acids.
GCCGCCGCCUCAGCCUCAGCUUCAGCCUCAGCGUCAGCCUGAACCUCAGCCUCACGAGCCGGGGCGCCUCAGCCCGGGACCCGCCCCGCCCGCGCUCCGCCCGCCGCCGCCGCCGUCCGCCGCGCAUGAGGCGCGCCCCCGGGGCCGCGGCCCGGGGCCGCUAAGCGCUGGCCGCCCCGCCGAUGCGCGCGGCCGCCCGCGCCGGGGCUCCCAGGCCGCGCCGGGCCCGGGGCUGAGGGACCCCGCGCGGCAUGCCCGGCCCGGCCUGCCGCCCGCCGCCGCCCAGGGCCCGAGCCCGCGCGGCCCGCACCGAGCCCGGCGGCGCCGCGUAGCGCAGCGGCAGCGGCAGCGGCAGCGCGGGAGCCCGACGGCGCGGCUGCAAGGUCACCGCGCACCAUGGAGGCCAAGGUCCGCCAGAGCCGGCGCUCGCGCGCGCAGCGGGACCGCGGCCGGCGCCGGGAGGCGGCCCGCGACGCCCGCGACCAGAGCGCGUCGUCGGGCGACGAGACCGAGCCCGGGCCUGGCAAGGAGAACGCGGGCCUGCCCCGCGCGCCCCCGCCCCGCGCCGCCGCCGUGCGCCCCCCGCGCCGCCGCCGCCGCGAGUCCAGCUCGCAGGAGGAGGAGGUCAUCGACGGCUUCGCCAUCGCCAGCUUCAGCACGCUCGAGGCCUUGGAGAAGGACAUGGCCCUGAAACCACAUGAGCGGAAGGAGAAAUGGGAACGUCGCCUUGCCAAGAAGCCCCGUGAGUCCGAAAACUGCCCGUCCGCAGAACCAAGUGAGAAUGGGCGUCCCCUGGAGAUUGGCAGCCCCGAGCAGGACCUGGAGCCUGCCUGUGACCGUGGGAAGAAGAAGGUCCCACUGCAGCCCACCAAGCAGAUGAAGGUCACCGCGUCCAGAGGGGGCGACCGCCACAGUGGGGACGACAGCCUCCACGAAGCCACCAGCUCCCAGACGAGCAGUUCUCGGGACCAGCUCAGUGACAGCUCCGCGCAGGCGGUGUCGGGCAGAGGCUACUCGUGUGACAGCGAGAGCGAAGGGGACGACAAGGCAUCUGUGGGCUCCGAGAAGCUCUUUGCCCCAGCAGCCGAUAAAGGCCCCACGCUGGGCGAGGAGGCUGAGGCCAAGGCCGGGGCGCCGCCCAAAGUCUCGGGCCUGGAGCGCAGCCGCGAGCUGAGCGCCGAGCCGCCCUUCCUGCCCACCGUGCGCAGCCCCGCGCCCUCCGCCGGCCCCGCGCCAGGCGCCCCGGACAGCCCGCCGGUCAAGAAGGAAGCCCCCGCCCUGCCCCGCCUCACCCCGCAGCCGCCGCCCGCGCCCCCGCAGCCCCGCGCCCCGCUCCCGACGCACGUGCCUCUGCCCCUGGGCGCCUUCGCCGGCCACGGCCAGGCUGCGCACAACGGCCUGCACAGCCUCAGCAGGAGCAGCAGCGCCAGCAGCAGCGCCAGCCUCGGGCUCGCGAAGCACGCGUCCCUGUCGCCUCUCGGGCCGGGCCCCCACCUGUCUACCUCACACUUGGCGCUCCGCUCGCAGGCCCAGCACCAGCACCACGCGGCGGCCAUGUUCGCUGCCCCCCCGACACUGCCCCCGCCCCCGGCGCUGCCGGCCAACAGCCUGGUCCUCCCAGGACACCCUGCCGAUGCCAGCCUGUUGAUCUCAUUCAGCCAGCCAAUCAUGUAUUGCCAGCCUCAUUCGGGGAUUCUGAUUGAUCACGAGCUGCUCAGGCAAGAGCUGAACGCGCGUUUUCUGGUCCAGAGCGCUGAGCGGCCCGGCGCUCCCCUGGGCCCGGGGGCUCUGCUGCGGGCGGAGUUCCACCAGCACCAACACACACACCAGCACACACACCAGCACCAACACACAUUUGCCCACUUCCCUGCGGGGCUGCCCCCGACGCCGCUCCUGCCACCCGCCGCACCCCCGCCGUUUGAUAAGUACGCACCCAAGCUGGACAGCCCCUACUUCCGACAUUCCAGUUUUUUCCCGUCCUUCUCUUCUGCCGUCCCCGGACUGCCCACCCUGCUCCCACACCCAGGCCCCUUUGGGUCCCUACAGGGUGCUUUUCAGCCCAAGACUUCAAACCCAAUCGAGGUAACGGGCCGGGCCAGUGCUGUUCACACCCUCCUCCAGAAAGCCCCUGGGGUGUCCGACCCCUACCGGACUGCAGUCAGGAAACCUGGGAGGUGGUGUGCGGUGCACGUGCAGAUCGCCUGGCAGAUCUACCACCAUCAGCAGAAGGUCAAGCAGGUGCAGCUGGACCCCCACAAGCUGGAGGUGGGCGCCAAGCUGGACUUGUCCGGGAGACCCCCAGCCCCAGGCAUGUUCACCGGAUUCCACUACCCGCAGGACCUGGCCCGGCCCCUCUUCUCCGGCUCGGGAAUGACCCACAAACAGGAGGUCCCAGGUCUAUCAGGCUCCUGUCAACCUGCUCUCAUAGGUGCUGCCCAUCCCACUGCCAACCCAUUCGGACCCUCCGCCCAUCCCAGCAGCUUCCUGACCACCGGUCACCUGACAGACCCUUUCAGCAGGCCAGGGACCUUCGGGGGCCUGGGGAGCCUGGGCAGCAGCGCCUUCGGAGGCCUGGGGAGCCACACAUUGACUCAGGGCAGCGGCAUCUUUGCCCCCAAGGAGAGCUCCGCACUGCAUGGCCUGCCCAGCCCCCACGAGGCCUGGAACCGACUGCACCGAGCGCCGCCCUCCUUUCCCACACCACCCCCAUGGCCCAAGCCUUUGGACCCUGAUCGGGUCUCAGCCCUGACCAAUCACGACCGAGAGCCGGACAAGGGCAGGGAGGAGCGGGACCUCCUGGAGAAGACACGCAUGCUGAGCCGGGCCUCGCCCGCAGCCCCUCUGGGCCCCCCAGUCAGCAGCUUCCUGCUCCGUGGCCAGAGUGAAUCGGGCCGGCCUGGGGGCCCUGCCGAGCGCGAGGCCGAGCCCCGCGUCAAGGAGAGCCGCUCUCCGGCCAAGGAGGACGGCGCCAAGCUGGCCGCACGCCCGCCCUCUCCCUACAGCAAGGCGGCCCUGGGCGACAGCCUACGCCUAGCAGGCCUCCUGGGCCGAGAGCCCGGGAAGCCGCCGGACGCGCCCGCCGAGCGGCCCCAGGGCGACGUCAAGGUCAAGGAGGAGCGCAGGGAAGACAGUGAUGCUCUCGAGCCCCCAGGGGCCGGCCUCCACCCAGCGCCCGAGCGUCCACGCGCGCCCCCUGCGCCCCUGCAGCUCGGGCCCAGCCCGGUGGCCCGCGAGCGCCUGGGCUUCACGUGGGAGCCCCUGCGCGACGCCUACCGCGGCCUGGAGCUGCCCCGGCGCGCCCUGCCCGCCUCCGCCCCCGCUCCGGGCCCCGCCACCUUUUUUGAGCCCCCCGAGCGCCCCUACCGCGACCGCGAGCCCCACGACUACAGCCCAGAGCGCCUGCGGGAGGUGCGCCGCGAGGAGCUGGAGCGCGCACGGGCCGCACACCUGGGUGCCGCCGCGCACCUGCCCUCCGCCGCCGCGCACCUGGACAGCGCUGCGCUCCUGCCCGCGCUGGGCUCCCUGCACUACCCGCGCCUCGGGCCCACGGCCGCCGCGCUGCACAACGGGCUCCUGGCGCGGACCCCGCCCGCCGCCGCCGCUGCGCUGGGUGCGCCGCCCCCACUGGUGGCCGCGGGCGGGCCCCCCACGCCCCCCGGGCCGCCGCCGCGCAGCAGGACUACGCCGCUCGGGGGCCACGGGCCCGAGGCGCGUGACUAUUCCCCAUCCCGCAACCCCCAGGAGGUGGAGGCACGGUAGUCCCCGCGGGCCCCCCCGCCCCGUGUACAGAGACCCUUCCACAAAUGCACUGCUGUAAACUUUUCUACGCGGACGUUUCUAGAACCUAAGCACAGCGCCGUCAGCCCUGGGGUGACACUUGCUUAACACCCGAAGUCUGCACAGUCUUUGCUGGGGGUGAUCUUUUGUUUUCCGAGCUUGGAAUUAGGCUACUGGAGGAGAAUUCACGUUUGUACAUCUUUUCCCACAGGUGAGAAGCGUUUUUAAUAGAUUUGUAUUUUUUUCAAUUUUGUGCUCUUUAGACAUUUAAAAAGAAACAAGAAACUUUGCUUUUCUAUCUUCAGUUCAGAUUUGCAAUGUAAAGGCCUCAGAUCCCGCUCUAGAACCCCAGGAUCUUUUAUUUAUGGAGGAAAAAAAAACAGUCAUUUUGUCCAGCGCACUGUGAGGCCCCCACUCAGGGCCCGCCUGGCCCUCCCUUGGUACUUGGAACCGAAGUUACAGAUAUAUAUUAAAAUCAUAAUAAUACUGUACAAAACUCUUUUUGCCUUAUGCAGAAGCAUAAGAAGAUUUCUUUUUUGGUUUGUUUUUUAAAAAAAAAAACAAAUGAAAUAUGUAAAUAGACUGUUAAUAUGAAUAUAUGACGUUAUUAAAUUCUUAACCUAGGUAGACUUUAUAAAAGGCAGUUUCUAGAAACCUCUCUGGCUCGUGGUGUAACCUGGCCGCAAGCCCGCUCGCUGUCGCUGCACGCGCUCAGAAGCUUCACUGUUGCAGAUCUUCAACUAUGCAAGCGCUCCGGGGUGGGGCGGGGCAGCCGGCCGGGGGCGUCCCUUCCCGUGGCCCGGGCGAGCCGGGCCCGCCCUCCUCGGACCCGCGGCUCUGGCCGCAAGGACAGUUCUGUGGAUCCCCGUGCCCGUUGCGUUCUCAGACUCCGUAGCAGAGUUUUAGGAGUGGAGAGUCUGGAGGUUCACUGCAAACAGGAAUAGUAGCUUCUGUCCACUCUCUCCGUGCGCAGGCCGUCAGCAGAUGUCCCUGCGCGCGCCCCUCCACCCGUGGAGGCCUUGGCAUGAUCUCCUUUUGGUUUCAGUUUUGCUUUCAUAACCACCCGAACGUCCCCUUGUCCCGUCCUCCACGUCCCUCUCUGUUCCCUGGCAUCCGCGCCCGUGUCCGCUGCGCUCUCGGGCCUCGUUGGUCGGACCGCCUGCGGCCAUCUGCUCUGUUCUGUAUUUUCGACCCGUGUGUCCCUUGUGGACUCUGGUGGUUUUAAACACUGAGUUCUCGUGUCAAUCAAUGAAGAUAAAUACAGCCUUGAUUUUGGAUCA